GCCUUGUUGAUUGAGUUUGUGCACUUAUUAGCAUCAUUAGAUUCCUCAGCCAGUGAAACUUCAAGUGCUUUGAUAAUAUGUAUAACCUUAACGCAAUUCUUACUACUUUUCUCGUCGCUUCGACGGCUGUUACGCAAACAUUGCCGCCGUCUCCGACCGCAUCUGUAGGGUGUCAUCCCCAUGAUGAUCAUUGGCAUUGCGAUGGUCCGGCUUCAAGCACGGCCCUUGUAACUAUAUCCAGCACUCACAAUAACGAAACCCUCGGAACCCUUGCGCCAAGUCCCACGGAGUCUAUCGGUUGUGAGCCGUACGGGGACUACUGGCACUGCGAUGGGCCUUAUGUGGCCGAAACUGCAUCGUCUAUACAGCCUAUAGAGACAGCCGGCGUUGGAAAAUUAGGGGCUAGUAGCAUUGCAAUACUAGGAGGCUUAUUCGCAGUUGCAGGAAUGGGUUUCCGAUAGGCAAUGUCGAUCGUAAAUUGGAAUGUGUUAAGCUGGAUGAUAGUAUACUCUUAGUAAAGCUGGAAGACAAUCAAGGUUUAGGCUUAGGUACAUGAUACUUUUGUUACGGCUAUAUUUGACAACAAUAUACAUCUCGGU
Molecule: messenger RNA, 599 nt
Organism: Daldinia decipiens
Lineage: Eukaryota; Fungi; Ascomycota; Sordariomycetes; Xylariales; Hypoxylaceae
Exons: 2
Coding region: 78-461 (127 amino acids)
Source: RefSeq, a predicted model, not a curated record